AUGGCAGCCCUACUGAGGAAUCGUCUCCUCAUCUUUAUCUUCACCAUUUAUAUGGUGUCGUAUCUCAUGAUAUCUGCUUCCGCUGCCCCACACGAGAGAGCAGACGUCCCCGGCAAGUAUGAUGUGGUCAUCUACGGCAACACAGUCGCCGCGAUAGCAGCAGCUGUCCAGGUCAAGCGCAUGAAGAAGACGGUGGCUAUCGUAUUCCCUGGCGGCACGCUGGGUGGCCUCACAACAUCAGGCCUCGGCUGGACAGACUCCAAGAACGGAAACAUCGUCGGCGGUAUCGCAAGAGAGUUUUACAGCAGAGUUUAUACACACUACCAGAAGAGCACCUCAUGGAACCAGGAGACUCGAGGAAGCUACCUCGGACGAAAAAUCGGCGCUCAGCCAGGCCCUGCCAUCGACGAGAGCAAGAAGGUCCAGUGGACCUUUGAGCCCAAGGUGGCUGAGUUCAUCCUUGAGAACUGGAUGAAGGAUGGAAAGGUUCCCAUUUUCCGCAACCGUGCUAUCGAUAGAGCCAAUGGUGUGGUGAAGAAGAAUGGAAAGAUCGCAUCUUUCAAGACUCUCAAUGGAGACGUCUUCCAGGGAAAGAUGUUCAUUGAUGCCAGCUACGAAGGUGAUCUUAUGGAGGCUGCUGGUGUCUCUUCCCGCACAGGACGCGAGAGUGCCGGCGACUACAAUGAGCCAGUAGCUGGUUUCCGUCUUGGCGCCAUUGAGCAGCUUGCUAAAGUCGAUCCCUACAAGAAGAAGGGCGACGCUAGCAGCGGUCUCAUCGAAGGUGUUGGACGCAUUGUCAAGAACCCCGAUGCCCUCAAGGGCCAAGGCGAUUCUUUCCGUCUCCAAUCUUACAACUUCCGCAUGAGUCUCACCAAGCAGAGUGGAAACAGAAUUCCCUUCACGAAGCCUGCAGAUUACGACGAGUCUCGAUACGAGAUGCUCCUGCGCUAUUUCGAGUCAGGCUACACAGGAACCCCUUUCACAAGCCAGCUUAUGCCCAACGUCAAGACGGACUCCAACGCCCAGAGCCAUGUCAGCACUGAUCUGAUUGGUGAGAACUAUGAGCAGGAUGGCAACUACGCACUCUGGUCAUACGAGAGACGCAGAAAGAUUUACCUCGACCACAAGUCUUACACUCAAGGUUUCUUUUACACAUUGGCUAACCACAAGCGCGUUCCUGCGUCUCUGCGCUCGAGAAUUAAUGAAUGGGGCUAUGCCAAGGAUGAGUGGCUCAGCAACGGCAACUGGCCUUACGAGAUCUACAUCCGAGAAGGACGUCGCAUGGACGGUGGCUACACCAUGAGACAGAGCGAUAUCCAGUCGCCUCCCGCACGACCAAACAACAGCAUUGGUAAGGGCGCCUACUCCCUCGACGUCCACCAGGUCGAGCGAGUUCUUGUUGGUGGAAAGCUCCGCGACGAAGGCAAGGUGCACAUCGCUACCCCAGGACCCUUCAACAUCCCCUACCAAUGCAUCGUCCCCAAGAAGAACGAUGCGGUCAACUUCCUCAACCCCGUCACCAUGAGUGCCACUCAUAUCGCGUACUCGGCCAUCCGUAUGGAGCCUACGUACAUGGUCCUCGGCCAGAGUGCUGCCACUGCGGCCUGUCUUGCCAUUGAUCAGGGCGUCAACGUGCAGGACGUUGAUCUUCCCAAGCUGAUUGCAAGACUCAAGGCUGACAAACAGAUCCUUUGA
This is a messenger RNA of Fusarium sp. VM40, 1695 nucleotides long. The record is from the annotation of a GenBank genome assembly. NCBI's taxonomy places the organism in Eukaryota, Fungi, Ascomycota, Sordariomycetes, Hypocreales, Nectriaceae.